Spirometra erinaceieuropaei is the source of this 8216-nucleotide messenger RNA. The record is from the annotation of a GenBank genome assembly. NCBI's taxonomy places the organism in Eukaryota, Metazoa, Platyhelminthes, Cestoda, Diphyllobothriidea, Diphyllobothriidae.
AUGCCCGCCUUCGACACAAGAGAAGCUUCUCCAUAUCGAGCACCCCUUGGCCGAGCGGAACCUCUGCCACCUGUAGGAUAUAAUGAACGACACGAUCGUCCAUUUCUAGGCACUGAAUGGGAGCAAAACUACCCCACACACCCGAAAAAUCAUCCAGACUAUCGUUUUCCGAUACCUGAACGCAGAAAUGAACUCUGGGGGGAUGAAUCUAAAGUGUUUGAGGCGAAUUGCUACCCUAGUUAUCCGCAUAAUCCUCAAGGUACAUACUAUUCACAGCAACACGAUGAGUAAGUCAGUUGUACCUUUUUAACUGCAGUGGUAUUUCUAGCAUCUGCGGUCUUAGCGAACGUGAAUGUAGUUGCUUGUCCCUCCAAUUUAUUAGUAUUUUGAAGCGCUUUGUCAUGUCGUUGCAGUUCACUGCCGCCCCCUCGACUUGAAGUCAUCGAAAGCAGACUAAUUACAAUUCAACUGAUUAGAAAUCAGUUGUGGAGUCGGUCCUUUGGUCGUAUUUCAGGGUACCAGGGACAAAUUACCUGACUUACUAAAUACUGCCCAAACAUGAACCACCUCUGAUUAGUUUUGCCUAUCUCAUUGAUACAGUUCACAAACGAAAUUAAAGUGCCCUAUUACACCUACUUUUCCUAAACUAGCCUCUUGUAAAUUACUCUUCACCUAGAACUUUUGGCGUUUUGCUGCUAUUGUAGUUCCAGAAAUACCCGAUUUUCCACGUUUUUUGGGACCUGUUUGAUAAUUAAGUUAUUAUGGGGCUUCUAUGCGCCUCUGCGGUAAAUGUGUAAUUUUUUUACUUACAGAGGCUGCCAUUGCUGGUUCAUGGGACUUUUCUGUCAUCGUAGUCUGUUUUUGGUCCUAGCUGACAAAUUUGAAAUCUGGUCCACAGAAUGCAAAAAGCGACCUAAGAAGCCUGUCAGUAGUUUUUUUUUCGGAUUUUCCAAAAGACCUGAUCCACCAGCACUGCCAUGUAAAUUUCCCAUAAUCAUCUGUCGCAUUAUUCUCCGAUUUCACCUUUAGAUGGUUAACCAUGGUACUAAUUCAGGCUCUCUUUGACCCACCCGCUGUUUGUUUUAUGUGCUAUGGAGAACUUUCAGAUCAUUUAAGAUAUUAAUUCAUUCUUCCCCACAGGUGGCGCGAAGAUCUGCGAUCUAGGCUCGGACCCCCAUCGCCGCCAUUGCCCUCAGAGGGGGAACGCCACCCUGAUUCUCCUCGUUCCUGGCCUCAACAUGUGAACAGAGCUGAAUGGGACCGACCGCAGCCUCACCGUUCCUCGCCAGAAGUUUAUGUUCCUGGAUCUAGCUCUCGUUCGACCCCAAAUAAUAAUCAGCCAUCGCAACUGAGUUAUCGACCAGAACCAGAGUGCUACUCCUCACGAAGACCUCAGUAUUUUGACAAUGGGGGUCAUAGUCAAAAUUUUAGAGAGCCUCAGCACGCAUCUAGUGCUAAUUUUUAUCCCAACGAUGAAUGGUUUGCGGUUCCCCAAGUAUGUUUUAGUUUUUGGGCAAACUUUUCGUAUGAAUCUAAAUCGAACCAUUUCUACAAGGCCAUGGCAUCUGGGCGUAACUCCUGCACGAUUAAUUUUUAAUACUUCGUAGUAAGCAGUGCGCUACGAGCUCAUUGGGGCAAAUGCGCAGGUGUUCAUCAAACUCACUACCUAAUAAUUCGUUUUUUUUUUUUUACAAAGAACCACUCUCAACUACGAAUAAAUUUCUUGUGGAGAUGCCGAGUUGCGCCAGAAGUUUGUUGGCUGUGUCCAAAGACCGAGUUCGCCAUUUAGCCUAUUCUACAGCGCGAUGUUACCUUCUGAUAAGUUUUCGGUAGAAGCUAAUUUCACUUAUACGGCCAUCUGCAGUCACGAAGUCAUGCCAUUGCUAGCACUUUUUACGUUUUUUGUUAAGGCCGACCACCAUUUUCCGAUUACGAUUGUCUUCAGAACCAAAAGUUUCGCAACCAUUGGUUUUAAAAUACUUUGCUGGCUUCUCAUUGUAAGUAUAGUUAACUUGUGCCAUUUUUGCAGAUUUGGCGCGGUCUCCCUCUGACCUCUCCUGUUUAACAAUUCUCUAGUGUAAACUUGUUUGCUCAGAGUUUGGUAUGAGCAGCAAGAGAAGGAUUUCUUUGAACAUUUGAGCUAACUGUUGUAUCCCAUGAAAUGCAGCCGUAUGUGUAUGCUUUCCACUUGGUGCAGUAGCCGACAGUGACUUUAGGAGUCGUGAAGUGGGACACUGGCUAAUUCGCUUGGUUAGCAAGCCUAGUUCUCAUAACUGAACGGGAUCGAUCGCUCGAUCCCGUUUUGCAGCAAGCGCUUCCUGGUUGUGUAAGUUUCCCAUUUCACAUAGUUUGCCUUAACAAAUGUAUGUUCUAUUCAUGCGUUUGGUGGUGUUUCAACCAUUACGUCCAGACAGCUACAAAUUGUGAAAAUUAAGCAUCGUCUCCCUAGGUUUCUUGACAUACAAACAUACAUCGGUUGACGCAAAACAAUGUAAGUAUUGCAAAAUACCGCUCACUCGACACUACUACAGGCGCAAACUGCAAGAAGCGUGCAUAUUUAUUAAAACUACGUUUUGAGUUGUUAUGUUAUACAUCAGGGUCUUAGAAACAUGUCAUACCGCACAACUAAUUCCUGGGCUCAACCUUUCUUUUGCGUUUGCGCCUCUAAUAACACAUGCGUUACGAAGGGAACCAGGUUUAGAUGAUGGCGUGGCAGUGUUUGGUAUAUACGUAUUAGGUCGGACUACCGUAGCAUACGUUCAAUCGCCUAAAAUGACACUUCUCAGGCUUCGUGUUGCCUACUUUGAUGCUGCGUUCGACGUGCAUAACAUGUCGCAUAGUUGCCGAAUACACGUUUUCGGACUUCUGGCUUCGUCGCGACUACAAUGCCACCUUGACUUCGCACCAACCUCUUGGUGGCUAUUAAGACAGGAGAAUUUGAAUGUCGCUAUUCUUAGGAGUACCAAAGUACCUUGUUUUGUGGAUCCGUUGUGAUGUUUCGGCAUUUUUUUCCUUAUCAGCCUUUCAUCUGUUAGUCACGAUGCAGGUCUCGGUCACCGGUGCGUUACCCCCCCGGAAAGCUCACCGAUGUCUCAUUCAUGCCUUGUGGCACUCCGCCAACUGAGCGGGUUGACUAUGAUCACCGGCCAGUACCUUCCCAUUUUCCGCCACCUACGCCACCGCCGCCACGGUUGCCUCACUUUCCGGGCCGACAACAUGUCGAACCGGUCCCACCCGUCAACCGUCCUCAGGCGCUUAUUCCUGCUGCCGCCUCCGAACGCAUCGCUUCAGAAACCCUACUUGCGCUCCCGGGUCGAAAGUCGCGACCGCCAAAAAUACUAUUCAUCCUCAGGGGUCUGCCGGGGUCUGGGAAGUCAACACUGGCCCGCCUCAUCAAGGUGUGUUUUUUGUUUAUCACGCCUCAUUAGACUUUAUCCAUCCGCACAGAUAUUCCUGACUCCCGCCCUUUUCGGUCCUUUUUGUCAGUCAAAGGAGACUCAGGCGACCGCAGAAGAGUCCCAAGAGGCCACAGCUCGCGUUCUUUCAAUGGAUGACUUCUUCAUGACAGAGCCGGACGAUUCAGAUGUACCCGCUUACGUUUACGAAAAGGAUAUGGAGGCCCUGUACCAAAAAGAAUUAGUCAAAUUGGUGUGCCGCCAAAUGGAUGACGGCUUCUUUAACUUUCUAAUUGUUGACGCGGUGAAUCAGCGUGUGUCGGAAAUUGAGGAACUGGCUGCACAGGCUCGCGCCCGCAACUUCCAGGUGAGCUUUCACUGACGCUGAAUGUAGACAUUGAACUCUCUAAGUCCAUGCGCAUUUCCAAUUUAAAAUUCGUGGCACCUGUCGGCGACUCGUUUGUCCCAUAGCGACUGACGCCGAGUUCUCUGAAUCUCUGCUUAGAGGUUCGUUAAGUUCAGUAUCGAUGAGAUGAAGUGGUUCUGUUAAUGUUGAUUUGUCAAACGCGAAAAAAAUUGCAAACGGGAAGUCUUUCGCUCCGACACUGUGUAUUUCUUUUGGAUGACUUCAAAGUAUUCUGCGAUUGUUUGUCGAUUUGGAGCAUUGUCAGUUUUUAUAUGUCGCUCGGCGCACCGUUAUCAGCCGGGGUCUUUGCCGUUUUAUGCAAUUUAUUCGCCAUUCUCUUCGUUUGAUCCCCAUCUCGUCGACUAUUUUGUCCUUCCUCUAUCUCUGUCUGUCCCCUUCUCUCACCUCUGUAUCCUCCUCAUUCGUUUUCGCUGCACUAGAGGGCCACUUGCAACUUCCAGCACACGAACCAGGCCAACACCUUCUUAUGGUAGAGACUAUAACGCAACUAACUGCCCUAAACUUUCUGCCGGGAUUUGCAUUCCAUUGGACAGCGGUCAUCCUUUUCGCUUAGUACAAUGCUGCGGUUCUGUAAUUGUUCUGAUCGAGUGAAGAGAAUCUUUUUUUUGAAUUCCCACGGAAACGCAUCUGCUGGCAGUGGCGGUGAUGUUUGUGGCAGUGUUGAUGAGGAAGAUGAUGACGUAACUGACCACGGUUGUGUGAUGUUGGCUGUGGCUAUGACGUUGAUGAUGACGAUGGGUAUGGGGGUGAUGAUGGUUAUUGUACGUUCUACCGUCUCGGUUGAGUCAGUUUUUGCUCGCCAGGCUCCCCUCUGCAUCUACUCUAUCCUGUCUGCUGAUCCCCGUUCUCUUCUUUGUCGCCUCUUUGUUGUCUGAUUUUGCAGGAAAGCACCUGUCUAGAUGCGAUGUAUCCAUUGUCCGAACUGUUGUAUGCCCACCUCCCGCCUGCUGCAUGUCCAUUUUUUACCGAUCUCACCUUUCUCUUGUAGGUCUAUGUCGUGGAAGUUGUUGCCAACGUGAGCACCUGCAUUCGUCGCAGCGAGGGACGACGAUCCAAGGAGGACAUUCUGCAGGUAAGGUGUUCGACGCCUGUCUAACCGUUUCCAUAACUGAAGGUCCACUAAACCAACCUCCAUUUCUACUUGAAUCUUAGAUACAUGCCAACUGGGAACCAACGCCUAGCCGAUUCGUUUUAGUGGACGCGAAUUCCCUACAACAGGAGAUUUCGUCGGAGGAGGUACUUUUAUCCCAUUUUCACCGGCAGAUUUUUGUUCUAUUCGCAGUUGUACAGGAUGAUCACAUAAGAUAAGCUUCUUUAAUUUUACUGACAUCAAAAUCUCACCUGAGCUCUAGCUUCUAUAAAACAAGUCAGAGCCCUACCAAUUGGCAAAGUGUUCCUUAUUGCACUGUUGUGUUCAACAAUGUCAUCUUAGAAUGGUCUUGUAUGAUGCACCAACCUUUUAAUUACCCUACCUUAAAACACCAUAUUAGCCGCCGUUUUUGAUGACCAGAAAAGUAAGACCUCCUGUACUUGUCAUGUUAGGCCAUUUCGUCUUCGGAAAACAGCAGAAAUUUUCGUGCUACGAGUCUUGAGUACUUUGCGACCUCUUAUGUGGCUUUCUUAUUUCCAUUCCCUAUCAUUGUCAAUGGGAACCGCCACGACCCUUCCGUGGCCAUCGUAAACAACCCUUACUAUCCAGGGGCGGGCAAUGCUGACUUCCCCGUGAUAUUGUUUCUAACGAUGCAGAUCUACCGCGGUCUCCCCACGUUCUUCGUUUUCCAGGUGCAAGACGGAAUAGGGGCGACUUAAGAUAAAUCGUUAUUUUGCAUGUGCUGGGCCACCACGGGGAAUAGAUUGGAGUCUGGCGGGUUUUGUUGAGAAUGCGCUCCCACAACGGGUGCCAACAAUGGGCGUGCGGUGGCACGCCCAGGCACGGGUUUCUGCCGCGCCAGCCACCUUCUCCCCCUACCGCCUCCUGUUUUGCUUCGAUUCUGACGCCGUGUCCGGGUGGGGAAGAGAGUGCGGUGGGUGUCUCGAAGGGUCACUACCACUACUACCACCACCACUACUACCACCACCACUGUAAACUAAUUCACGUCCAAGUCACCGUCCCUGCACUCACCCUGCGGUAGGGCACACGGUUGACAUCGUCUGUCACGACGGUCGGACUACCGUAGGCACCGACUUAAGUGCCUAUUCGCGGCCUCGAAAUUCGCUAGAAGACUUCUGCUGGUUAACGUUGGAAUAUCCAGCUAUGUUCAUCGUAACAGUGGGGUGUAUGGUUUGCGGACCAAGGCAGUUAAUACCAUGACAGCUGCUGCUUUGUGCAUGCUCACUCCCUUCCGCCAAGACUAGAGACUAGACACAGUGGAUGCACAUCCACAGCGCACAUGGUCAACAGAUGAAACAAAAUCAAAGCUGUCUCUUCACACCUAAACGUUGACCAUUGUCUUAGCCUUUUUACCUCUGGACCUUCUGUUGAAGGUGGAAAUGGAUUCCGAUAGCGACAACGUGGAAGGCGAGUCAAGCGAACCUUCAUGUUCUGCGCAGAAUGCGUCAGGGCCAAAAAGGACGCUAGCUGUGGACGAGGAGGACGAGGAAAGCCUUUCAGAAGCCCUCGCCUGGGGCAUGAUUCGGAGCAGGUGGGACAGAGAGGAUAGUGCCGAACGUAUCGGUAUGUCCACCUCAUUCUACUCUUUGUCCUCGACCAUGAGGUCGUCUUGGGAGUUUAACUUAUAGCCCCAUCGAGGUAUCUCAAAUAUUCUGUCUGAUGGUUAUUUGACACAAUGCACUACGACCAAGACCUACUCUAACUCGUCAGUUCUUCUCGCAAACGGUGUCCUUGUGCCUUGAGUUGGACUAGAUUUGCCAGAUCAGUAGUGCCCCUGUGCGUGCCAGUUCAGCUUCAGUUGUUUUACUGUUAUAUUUCCUAUUGCCUUCAAGCUUAGUAUCUUUCUUCUAUGCAGAACGGCUAGAUGGCCUGAAACGCCGUACCGUGCACCACUCCGCUUCUUCGGAUCUUCUCAGCAUGUCAGAAUACCUAAAGGAGAGCGAGAAACAAUUCCCCGAACGUCAGCCUGGUAUAAAGAGGGUAAGUACCUUCCGACCUGCCCCUUUGAAUCGUUGAAGUGGGAAAGCCCGAUGUGUCCUCCUUAAUUAAUGUCAAACAGAAAAAUGUGUACGGGUAGUUCGUCACUCUUACUCGAAGAGUAUCACUGUUAUCCCUUGGUGGCUCAGCAGUUUGAUGUGAUUAAACUCACGCCCCCCAGUGGGUGCGCUUGUUUGUCUGGAUGGCCUGAUUGCUGGUCCCGUUCUGGAUUGUCCUCGUUAUCUGUCAUAAUAGUGGCAAGUCCGACUCAAGCUUAUUUCAGAUUUAGGCAGUGACUGGUGUAAUUUAGGGCCUCAAUCUUGUAUGCUAAACAACCAUUUAGUCUUCGUGUAGGCCUGACGUAGCGACGCAGCCUGUUUUCGGACUUGAUUUAGGCCUGUUUUGGGGAUCAUAACAUAGCAAACCACGGCGUUCAUGUGCCUCACAACCGGAUGGGCGCAGAGACGGCGACUUGUGCGUGAAUAAGUUUGUAGUGAUAUUAGGCCUUCGCGGCAUCAGCCGCCCUUUCCUCCAUCCACUUAAGCCCCGUAUCAAGACAGUCAGGAGAACUGGAGGUAGGGUCGAGCGUAGUGGCUAACAGAGCUAAACAGCCCAUCUGCACGUGCUCCGUGCCUGGUCCGCGCCAGGUUUAACCAGGUUUUCAGGGGAACAAGAGGGCAGCCGCACGGACCCCAACUAAGUGGAAGUGUCAUAGAGACUAUAUUAAAAAGCAACCGCUGCAGCCUGCUCCUUCGUCUUGUGAACCAAGCUUUCCAGGCCACGGACUUGGGCGCCCCGUGAUGGUUUAGAAGCGCGUCAGGUUGUUUAUAGUGAGGAGUAUACGCGGAGUGCCGAGGAGACGGGGUCCCCAGAGUCGACGUCGCUUUCUACACUCCCAGGCAACAGUUCACUGCCCGAGCCGAUCACUUAUCUGGUGGAGAAAUUAGACGCAAGUUUCUGACGGAGUUCAACAGUCCAUUAACGCGUGCCUUAUACAGUAGUAAGCUGACGCAUGCUCUACGAUUGUCUACGCGGCGACUGGCCACCGUUACCCAGAGAGCUUAAAGAAUUUUGGGCCGCGGAUCAGUCUCCAAUGUACCUCUUUACCAAACACCGCGUAAUGCCAGCUUAUUUUGAGUAUUAUCGAUUACAGGUGACGUGGGCAGACGUUGAAGCAAUGCGAUCAAGAAAUCGUCGGCGAGAGCUGGGCUUCGUCGUUGGCCAAUCAUCUUCCAACCUGACUGCUGACGAUGACAACGACGACCUGAGAGCCUCCGAGGCCCUUGUCCAGAUCAAGUUCUUUUAA